Molecule: messenger RNA, 13736 nt
Organism: Seriola aureovittata
Lineage: Eukaryota; Metazoa; Chordata; Actinopteri; Carangiformes; Carangidae
Gene: dnah5l
Product: dynein, axonemal, heavy chain 5 like
Exons: 87
Coding region: 797-13465 (4222 amino acids)
Biological process (GO): microtubule-based movement
Cellular component (GO): dynein complex
Molecular function (GO): ATP binding; dynein intermediate chain binding; dynein light intermediate chain binding
Source: RefSeq, a predicted model, not a curated record
GAUUGUCUCCGCUGCGUCUGCAGUCUCAGCUCAGUGCAGUAAACACAUGAACUCUCUCUAUGUGCUUAUUGGACUGAUGGUCUUCAGGCCCGGCAGCUUCCAUUAUUGGAAGUUUGCAGUAAUCCCGUAUUAGAGGAAGCGACCGCUGAACACUUCCAGGCCUCGGCCAGAAACUGUUUCUGUAAAACUUCCAUUCGUCAGCUUCAUCAGACUCAGAAAAGUUCAAGUUCUAGUCAAGGCUGAUGAUGGAUUACAUGUGUUUUAAAUAAAAUAGACGGAGACUUUUACUCAGGUUUUACUCAAAUGAAACCUCUGACCUCUCUGACUUCACAGGGGUCAAGGGUCAGCACCUUGAAUCAUUUACAAAAGCAUCCUAACCAAUAAGUGACAGGCAGCUGAGCAGUGAGCCCCGCCCCCCAGCACAGGGUAAUCCAAACUCUGGUUUAAACUGAUUCAGAGUCAAAGUGAAUGUAUGAUGUCGUGUAAAUGAAGCAGGAGAACCGGCUGCGUUGGUCAACACACACACCGUCUCUCCUGGUGGCAGGAGGCAGCUUUGUUGUGUGUUUAGUUGCCUGCUACGGUUACCAUGGCAACAGUCAAACUUUUCCUCUGCAGAGCCAGUUUUGAUUUACUUCCUGAUCCCUCUCUCUCUCUCUCUGUGUCUGUCAUUGUCUCAGUGCCUCGCUCUUCCUCUGACUCUGACUCGUCGGUUCAUUUAUUUAUUGGUGCAGUUUUUCCUGAGCAGCAGGGACUCGUCCUCAGGCUCUGAGUGUUCGGCAGGACGGACGACACACAGAUGGCAGAUCCAGACUCUCAGUCCCCAGCUGAGGUCUCAGAGAGGGACCAGCUGUCCACUGCUCCCCCAGCUGGCAGCUGUGAUCCUGGGCUGAACGGCUCUGCUCCUCCCCCGGACACCGAGCUCCAGGCCCCGGAACCGAGCCUCGAUCCCGGGAUGGAGAACCGGGACGGCCCUGGGGGAGAGGAAGAGGAGGAGGAAGGAGGAGCCGUUACCCAAGUCAGACCUCCUCAGCUUCACCUCUGCAGAGAUGUGAUUGGCAGAGGACGCCGGCGAAUAGGAGGUCAGAACAUGAGAGCCGUCAACCACGUGUCUUCACCGGCGGCCGCUCCCUCCCCGACUGCUCGCACCUCAGUGUCAGGUAAAAGGACGGUGCUGCUGUCCAAUGAGGCGAGGAGAGAGAUAGCGAAGCAGGUGAGAGCCAUGAAGGAGGAGAGACGAGGGAAGCUGGACGCCCGACACAAGUACUUGAUCAGCAGGUUGGCAGACGCCGCGACGCUGGGGGAGGCGGAGGUGGAGGACGCCCUCACCUCUGAUGACAAGUUCAGUCUCGUCCAUGAUUUCUUUGCUGCGAACGGAUCCAAGAAGCUGAUUUUCUUCUAUCAGAAUGUGAAGCAGAAUCUGUCGUCCAGUCGUUCCUCCUCUGUGGACGCCGCGGCCUCAGCUGUGGCUCAGAGGAAACUCUUCGUCACCACAGGGAGCUCCGAGCCUUUACUGGAGAAGUGUCUGUUCUUCCUGAGAACCACUGACAAGGCGAUAACCACCGCUAACGUGCAGCAGGAGGUGAACUUCGGCAUGUUGGACUGCAGUGACGGCAUCAUCCUGAACAGUCUGGAAACUCUGCUGUCUCGCAUCAUGAUACCGGCCCUCAGGUCACAGCAGACGUGGGGCUCAGCGGAGGAGGGAGCGUCCCGUCCAGACGUCCGCUCCUUUCUGUCCUCCGUCGACCGGUUUGUCGCUAAUCUGAGCUCGGCCAGACUCAACAUGGAGAGGAGGUUCCGGCUGCAGCAGGUCGACCUUCCUGACGCCAUCAGCCAGCUGAGCCGCCCCGCAGACUACACCGCCGCAGCCAAUAACAGCGAGCUGGUGGAGCGUCUGGAGGGUGUGGUCUCCGUGUGGACCAAUCAGAUCAAGCAGGCGCUGACGGAGAGCGAGCAGCUGAGGAAGGAGGCCGAUGACGUCGGACCGUCGGCUGAGCUGGAGCACUGGAAGAGGCGCAUGGUCACCUUAAACAGGCUGACUGACCUGGUUUUCAACACGCAGCUGUUUCACUGCACAGUGUCUGUCCAGCACCAAAUGGCAAACUGCCAAAUCAUAGACGGUGUGUAUCCCGCCCUGAAAGAACUGGACCAGGUGUCCAAGGUGGCCACAGACCUGUUGGAGUGUCGCAUCGGUCGGCUGCUUCAGACCAUGUCCUCCUGCUGUCUGCUGGUCCUGCCUGAAGACCCCGCCCCCCCUCAGGACCUGCUGCUGCAGGCGGACGCCUCAGUCCACGCCGCUGCUGUCACCCUCAACUGGCAGAGUCAACAGGUAGAGAAGUACGUGUUCGAGCUGAUUGAGGAGCUGAAGAAGAAGAUGAAGCCGACAGAGACUGUUAAUCUGGAGGGAGCUCUCCACUGUCUCCACCCAGACUCCAAACAGAAGACCCGUUGUCAGUCUUGUCUUCCUUGUCGUUUCUACAACCUGAUUGGUCAGCUCUGUCAUCGCAACACUGAAGCCCUGGUCAAAGCCACCAAAUCCUCUCUGGAGUCCCUGAGGAGGAGACUUCAUGUCCUCAAGUACCAGCCGUCCUCGUCCUCCUCCUCCUCCUCCUACAGCCAGUCAGCUCCUCCUCCUCUCUUCAGAGCCUCCAUCCAGCUGGCCAUCCCCAACAUCGUCCUCAGACCCGGUCUGGACGACAUUCAGACUACAGUGAACAAGCUGGUGAGCGUUGUGCUGUCCGUGACCAGAGACAUCCCUCUGUGGACUUACUGUCACAUGCAGUACAAACAGCAGCAGGUGGAGCAGGCGGCGGUCCGCGAUGCAGGAGACGACGUCCCGGUGAAGCCGCCGGUGCUGAAGCCUCUAGACAGACAGCUGGCAGAACAUAAAGACGUCACCAAGUUGGUGAUCCAGCUGAGCUCCGUCGUGUCGUCACUGAGAGCUCAGGCUGCUGAGACUCUGAAUGAACUCGCUCACUUCUCUACUCUGUGGAACCAGGACCCAGAGGAGCAGGUCCAGGCCUUUCUGCAGUCCGACCCUUCACAGACUGAGUUCAGCUCCCAGAUCUGCUUCUACUCUAAGCUGGAGGUGCAGAUUUCCGAGCUCCCGGCGUUCUGUACGGUGGGUUCGGUCCUCUUCGACACCGAGCAGCUGAAGCUGGCGCUCACUCAGGAGUGUCGUCUCUGGAAACGGGCCUUCGGCGCCGCGCUCCACCGCCGGGCGUCCGCCGACAUGGAUGACAUCUUCUCAUUCGUGGACGGGCUGACGAAGCGUCUGCAGCGUCCAAUCACAGACCUGGAGGACGUCCGAGGAGCCAUGGCGGCGCUCAGAGAGGUCCGGGAGGCGGAGGUCCGUAUCGACGCCACCAUCGGUCCGGUGGAGGAAUCCUUCGCUCUGCUCAACAAACACGAGCUGCUCUUCAACGACGGGAACGCCGAGCGUGUGGACGGCCUGACGUACGCCUGGAACAACCUCAACGCCCUGGUGGUGCAGAACCAGAACACUCUGGUGAAGCUCCAGCCCAGCAUGAAGGCGGACCUGCUGUCUGCAGUGCAGAGCUUCCAGAGGCACGUCCAGAGCUUCAGCACCGAGUACAACCACAGAGGUCCAGGCGUGGAGGGCGUGGCUCCAGCUGAAGCCAGCGAGCGGCUGCAGAGUUUUCAGGCUGAGUUUGAUCAGCUGUGGAGGAAAUACACCACCUACUCUGGAGGAGAGGAGCUGUUCGGACUCCCCGUUAAUGAGUAUCCGGAGCUGCAGAGGAUCAAGCGGGAGCUCUCUCUGCUGUCCAAACUCUACACUUUGUAUAAUUCAGUCAUCGACAGCGUCACCGGCUACUGCGACCUCCUGUGGGCCGACCUCGACAUCGAGAAGAUCAACACUGAGCUGCAGGACUUCCAGAACAGGAUCAGGAAGCUCCCGAAGGCGCUGAAGGAGUGGCAGGCCUUCGGAGACCUGAAGAAGACCAUCGAUGACUUCACUGAGACCUGCCCUCUGCUCUACAUGAUGGCCAACAGGGCCAUGCUGCCCAGACACUGGACUCGUCUCAGUGAGUUGACUGGUCACAGUUUCCAGGUGGAGUCGGACAGUUUCUCCCUCAGAAACAUCAUGGAGGCUCCGCUGCUCAAACACAAGGAAGACAUCGAGGACGUUUGUAUCAGCGCGGUGAAGGAGCGCGACAUCGAGGCCAAGCUGAAGGACGUGGUCGGCGAGUGGAGCGGCCAGACGCUCAGCUUCGCCUCCUUCAGGACCAGAGGAGAACUGCUGCUGAGAGGAGCCGACACCGCCGAGAAGGUCUCCAUGAUGGAGGACAGUCUGAUGGUGCUGACGUCGCUGCUGAGCAACAGGUACAACGCACCGUUCAAACCGUCCAUCCAGCUGUGGGUCCAGAAACUCUCCAACACGUCCGAGGUCAUCGAGAAGUGGCUGUCGGUUCAAAACCUCUGGAUCUACCUGGAGGCCGUGUUCGUGGGCGGAGACAUCGCCAAGCAGCUGCCUCAGGAGGCCAAACGUUUCCAGAACAUCGACAAGUCGUGGCAGAGGAUCAUGCAGCGAGCGCACGAGCUUCCCAACGUGGUGCAGUGCUGCGCGGGAGACGAGACGCUCGGCCAGUUGCUCCCUCACCUGCUGGAGCAGCUGGAGCUCUGUCAGAAGUCUCUGUCCGGUUACCUGGAGAGGAAGCGGCUGGUGUUUCCUCGUUUCUUCUUUGUGUCCGACCCCGCCCUGCUGGAGAUCCUGGGUCAGGCCUCUGACUCACACACUGUACAGGCUCAUCUGCUCAGUCUGUUUGACAAUGUUAACAGAGUUGUUUUCAGUGAGAAGAUCUACGACCAGAUUCUCAGUUUUCAGUCUCAAGAAGGAGAAACUGUGGAGCUGAGUCGACCUGUCCUGACGCAGGGGAACGUGGAGGUGUGGUUAGGACAGCUGCUAGCCGGGGUAAGACAGACCCUGCAUACCAUCAUUCGUCAGGCCUACCUGGCCAUCAGCGACCCGGGCCUGAAGCUGCUGGAGUUCCAGUCAGCGUUUCCCGCUCAGGUCGGCCUGCUGGGAAUCCAGAUGAUCUGGACCAGAGAUGCAGAGGACGCGCUCGUCCUCAGCAAGUCUGACAAGAAGAUCAUGCAGACAACCAAUCAGAAGUUCCUGGAUCUCCUCAAUGAGCUGAUCGACAUGACAACCAAGGAGCUGAGCAGGAACGAGAGGACCAAGUAUGAGACGCUCAUCACCAUCCACGUCCACCAGAGAGACAUCUUCGACGAGCUGGUGCGUCUGAACGUGAGAUCGCCGUCGGACUUCGAGUGGCAAAAACAGUCGAGGUUUUACUUCCUGGAGGAGACGGACAGGUGUGUCAUCCAGAUCACAGAUGUGGAGUUCAGCUACUGCAACGAAUACCUGGGCUGCACGGACAGACUGGUCAUCACCCCGCUGACGGACAGGUGUUACAUCACUCUGUCCCAGGCUCUGGGGAUGAGUAUGGGCGGGGCCCCGGCUGGUCCAGCAGGAACAGGUAAGACGGAGACCACUAAAGACAUGGGUCGCUGUCUGGGGAAAUAUGUGGUUGUCUUCAACUGUUCGGACCAGAUGGACUACAGAGGACUGGGACGCAUUUACAAAGGUCUGGCCCAGUCCGGAGCCUGGGGCUGCUUCGAUGAGUUUAACCGCAUCGAGCUGCCGGUCCUGUCCGUCGCUGCCCAGCAGAUCUACAUCGUCCUGCAGUGUAAGAAGAACAAGAAGAAGCAGUUUGUCUUCACCGACGGAGACGUGGUUGACAUGGACCCUGAGUUUGGCAUCUUCCUCACCAUGAACCCCGGUUACGCCGGUCGCCAGGAGCUGCCAGAAAACCUGAAGAUUCAGUUCCGCACGGUAGCCAUGAUGGUCCCGGACCGAGCCAUCAUCAUGAGGGUCAAACUGGCCAGUGCGGGUUUCCGUGACAACCAGGUUCUCAGCAGGAAGUUCUACACCCUCUACAAACUGUGUGAGGAACAGCUGUCCAAACAGGUCCAUUAUGAUUUUGGUCUGAGGAACAUUUUGUCGGUGUUGAGGACGCUGGGAGCCGUGAAGAGAUCCAACCCUUCGGAACCAGAGAAGACGGUGGUGAUGAGGGUCCUGAGAGACAUGAACCUCUCCAAACUGGUGGAUGAGGACGAGCCUCUGUUUAUGAGUCUGAUCAACGACUUGUUUCCUGGUAUCGUUCUGGAUAAGGCAGGGUAUCCAGACUUGGAGUCAUCCAUCUUCAGUCAGGCUCAGCGGGCCGGUCUGAUCCCUCAUCCCCCCUGGAUCCUCAAACUGGUUCAGCUCUACGAGACGCAGAGAGUCCGACAUGGUAUGAUGACGCUGGGUCCCAGCGGCGCCGGGAAGACGGCCUGCAUCCACACUCUGAUGAAGGCCAUGUCAGAGUGCGGCUCCCCCCACCGCGAGAUGAGGAUGAAUCCCAAAGCGAUCACGGCCUCGCAGAUGUUCGGCACGCUGGACGUCACCACCAACGACUGGACCGACGGCGUGUUCUCCACGCUGUGGAGGAAGACUCUCAAGGCCAAGAAGGGGGAAUAUAUCUGGAUUGUGCUGGAUGGUCCGGUGGAUGCCAUCUGGAUCGAGAAUCUGAACUCGGUUCUGGACGACAACAAAACUCUGACGCUGGCGAACGGAGACCGAAUCCCCAUGGCUCCCUGCUGCAAGAUUGUCUUUGAGCCCCACAACAUCGACAACGCCUCCCCAGCCACGGUGUCCAGGAACGGGAUGGUGUUCAUGAGCUCGUCUGUGCUCGGCUGGAGCCCCGUCCUGCGGGCCUGGCUACGCAAGCUCCCGGAGCCGCAGGCCGACGCCCUGAAACUCUGCUUCGACAGCUGCUACCAGGACCUGUUGGACUUUGUCUUCACUGCUGUGUCUCCUAAGAUGCAGGUGCUGGAGUGUAUGUACAUCAGACAGACGAUUGACCUGCUGCAGGGUUUGCUCCCGGCAGCAGAGGAGAAACAGGGUUGCCAUGGUGACGUGGGUCGGCUGUUUGUGUUUGCGGUCAUGUGGUCUCUCGGUGCGCUGCUGGAGCUGGACGACAGAGCCAAGAUGGAGGCCUUGCUGAAGGGCCACAGCUCGUCUCUGGACCUGCCACGCACUCAGGACGACCAGACCAUCUUUGAGUUCACCGUCACUGAGCAGGGACAGUGGGAUCACUGGUCCAAUAAGGUCCCCGAGUAUGUCUACCCCAAAGACCAGGUCCCUGACUACUCGUCCAUCCUGGUUCCCAAUGUGGACAACGUGAGGACGGACUUCCUGAUGCAGACCAUCAUGAAGCAGAGGAAGGCUGUGCUGCUGAUCGGAGAGCAGGGAACCGCCAAGACCGUCAUGAUUAAAGGCCACACCAGUAAACUCGACCCGGAGCGCCACCUCAGUAAGACGGUCAACUUCUCGUCGGCCACGCUGCCCGGCAUGUUCCAGAGAACCAUCGAGAGCUACAUCGACAAACGAAUGGGCGCCACCUACGGGCCGCCGGCAGGACGCAGGAUGACAGUCUUCAUAGACGACAUCAACAUGCCCGUUAUCAACGAAUGGGGAGACCAGAUAACCAAUGAGAUUGUGCGUCAGCUGAUGGAGCAGGGAGGUUUUUACAGUUUGGAUCGUCCGGGGGAAUUCAUCACUGUGGUCGACGUUCAGCUGGUGGCGGCCAUGAUCCACCCCGGGGGCGGUCGCAACGACAUCCCUCAGCGUCUGAAGAGGCAGUUCUCCAUCUUUAACUGCACCCUGCCCUCCAACUCCUCCAUCGAUAAGAUCUUUGGCACCGUGGCUCAGGGAUACUUCUGCCCCGAGAGAGGCUUCCCCUCUGAGGUCUGCGACCUCGCCGCUGCCCUCGUACCCACCACCAGACGGCUGUGGCAGGCCGUGAAGGCGAAGAUGUUACCGUCUCCUGCAAAGUUUCACUAUAUCUUCAACCUGAGGGACCUCAGCAGAAUCUGGCAGGGGAUCCUGACAGUGAAGUCGGACGUGUGUCAGAGCUCUCAGCUCCUCUCCGCUCUCUUCCAUCACGAGUGCAGCAGAGUGAUCGCCGACCGAUUCAUCGACAGCAGCGACAGACAAACGUUCAGCUGCAUCAUGGAGCAGGUCACAGUGGAGGAUCAUGGGAGAGCUCUGACUGAGCAUGCUCAGUGGGACAGCUGCUUUGUGGACUUCCUGCGUGAUGCUCCGGAGGCGACGGGAGACGAGCCGGAAGACGCCGAACUGGAAGCGCCAAAGAUGUACGAGCCAAUCCCGUCACUAGAUACUCUGGCGGAGCGGCUGUCUGUUUUCCAGCAGCAGUACAACGAGGCGGCGAGAGGCGGAGCCAUGGACCUGGUCUUCUUCAAGGACGCGAUGACCCACCUGAUGCGGAUCUCUCGGAUCCUGCGGACGCCGCAGGGGAACGCCCUGCUGGUCGGGGUCGGGGGGUCGGGGAAGCAGAGCCUGACGAGACUGGCGUCAUUCAUCGCAGGAUACCAAACCUUCCAGAUCACACUGACCAGGUCGUACAGCAGCAGUAACCUGCUGGAGGAUCUGAAGGCUCUGUAUCGUAUCGCUGGUCAGCAGGGAAAAGGAGUCACGUUCCUCUUCACCGACAACGACAUUAAAGACGAAGCCUUCCUGGAAUACAUGAACAACGUCCUGGCGAGCGGCGAAGUUUCCAACCUGUUUGCUCGUGACGAGCUGGACGACAUCACUCAGGAUCUGAUCCCCGUCAUGAAGCGACAGCACCCCCGCCGACCUCCGACCUCAGAGAACCUCUACGACUUCUUCCUGUCCCGAGUGCGGAGCAACCUCCACGUCGUCCUCUGCUUCUCGCCGGUCGGCGAAAAGUUUCGUACUCGUGCUUUAAAGUUCCCAGGCCUGAUAUCGGGCUGCACUGUGGACUGGUUCCAGCGCUGGCCUCGGGACGCCCUGGUCGCUGUGUCGCAUCACUUCCUGUCUCAGUACCAGGACCUCCGCUGCUCCGAGGAUGUGAAGCAGAGUGUGGUGGUUACCAUGGGAACCUUCCAGGACCUGGUGGCAGAGAAAUGUGCCGAGUAUUUUGAGCGUUUCCGCCGUCAAACGUUCGUGACGCCGAAGUCCUACCUGUCCUUCAUCGACGGCUACAGGAUCAUCUACGCCGAGAAGAUCGCUCACGUCGGCACGCUGGCCGAGCGCAUGAAGACAGGUCUGUGUAAACUGAUGGAAGCGGAGCAGUCGGUGUCUCAACUCUCUGAGGAGCUGGUGGUGAAGGAGCAGGAGCUCGCUGUCGCCUCCCAGAGGGCAGACGAGGUCCUGCAGGAGGUCACGGCGAAGGCUCAGGCUGCUGAGAAGGUGAAGCAGCAGGUGCAGAAGGUGAAGGAUAAAGCUCAGCUCAUUGUUGACGAGAUCGAAGCCGAUAAAACAGCAGCAGAGUCCAAACUGGAGGCUGCGAAACCAGCACUGCAGGCUGCUGAGGCUGCACUGCAGACCAUCAAACCGGCCGACAUCGCCACGGUGAGGAAGCUGCAGAAACCUCCUCACCUCAUCAUGAGGAUCAUGGACGCCGUGCUGCUGCUGUUCCAGAGGAAGAUCGACCCGGUGACCUCUGACCCCGAACGACCUUGUCCGCGACCUUCGUGGGCCGAGGCCAUGAAGCUGAUGCAGAACUCGGCCUUCCUCAGCAUGCUGCUCAACUUCAGCAAGGACUCCAUCACAGGGGAGGUGGUGGAGCUGCUCGCUCCUUACCUGGACAUGGACGACUACAACAUGGAGUCGGCCAAGAGGAUCUGUGGCAACGUGGCGGGACUCUGCUCCUGGACUCAGGCCAUGGCGGACUUCUUCGCCAUCAACAAGGAGGUCCUGCCCCUGAAGGCUAACCUGGCCCUGCAGGAGGCUCGUCUGGUGGUCGCUCAGGCUGAACUGGCUAAAGCUCAGGAACAGCUGGACGCUAAACAGCAGGAGCUGGACGCCGUGCAGGCUCUUUACGACGCUGCCAUGAGGGAGAAGCAGGAACUGGAGGAUGACGCCCAGGCCUGCCGCCGCAAGAUGGCCAACGCCACGGCUCUGAUCGACGGGCUGGGAGGAGAGAAGGUUCGCUGGACCGACAGCAGCGCUGGGUUCCAGACGCAGAUCAAGCACCUGGUGGGGGACGUCCUUCUGUCCACAGGCUUCCUGUCCUACGCCGGCCCCUUUAACCAGGAGUACCGCAGCCUGCUGCUGGAGCUGUGGAAGAAAGAGAUGGAGGAGAAGCUCAUCCCCUUCAGUCCGGACUUGAACGUGAUUGGUCUGCUGGUGGACAACGCCACGGUGAGCGAGUGGAACCUGCAGGGCUUACCCAGCGACGACCUGUCCAUCCAGAACGGCAUCGUGGUGACGAAGGCGUCGCGCUACCCGCUGCUGAUAGACCCCCAGGGUCAGGGCAAGACCUGGAUCCAGAACAGGGAGAGAGACCAGCAGCUGCAGGUGACGUCUCUGAACCAUAAAUAUUUCCGCUCCCACCUGGAGGACAGUCUGUCUCUGGGCCGCCCCCUGCUGCUGGAGGACGUGGGGGAGGACCUGGACCCCGUCCUGGACAACAUACUGGACAAAAACUACAUCAAGUCUGGAUCCACUUACAAAGUGAAGGUAGGAGAUAAGGAGGUGGAUGUGAUGAAGGGCUUCACGCUCUACAUCACCACCAAGCUGGCCAACCCGGCGUACAGCCCCGAGGUCAGCGCCAGGACGGCCGUGGUGGACUUCACCGUCACCCAGCGAGGCCUGGAGGACCAGCUGCUGGGUCGAGUCAUCCUGCUGGAGAAACAGGAGCUGGAGGCGGAGCGGGUGAAGCUCCUGGAGGAGGUGACGUCCAACAAGAGGAAGAUGCAGGAGCUGGAGGACAGUCUGCUGUUCAGGCUGACCAGCACUCAGGGGUCUCUGGUGGAGGACCAGUCUCUGAUCGAGGUGCUGAGGGUCACCAAGACCACAGCUCAGGAGGUGAGCGAGAAGCUGUCGGUUGCUGCGGAGACGGAGGUGAAGAUCAACCAGGCCCGGGAGGAGUACCGUCCCGUGGCCACCAGGGGGAGCAUCCUCUACUUCCUGAUCGUGGAGAUGUCGCUGGUGAACGUCAUGUACCAGACGUCGCUGCGUCAGUUCCUGGGCCUCUUCGACUCGUCCAUGCAGAACUCAGCCAGGUCGCAGCUCACCGCCAAACGCAUCAGCAACAUCAUCAGCUUCCUCACCUUCCAGGUGUUCUGUUACACAGCCAGAGGUCUGUACGAGGAGCACAAGCUGCUGUUCACUCUGCUGUUGGCUCUGAAGGUCGACCUGCAGGCCCGGAACAUCUCGCACCCUGAGGUGCUCACCUUCGUCAAAGGUGGCGCCUCUCUGGACCUGAACUCUGUAGAGUCCAAACCGCGGCGCUGGAUCCUGGAUCAGACCUGGCUCAAUCUGGUGCAGCUGUCUGAUCUGCCUCCAUUCGCCCAGAUCCUGACGCAGGUGAGCCAGAAUGAACGUGCCUGGAGGACCUGGUUCGACCAUCCGGCGCCGGAGGACACCGCACUGCCUGAUGGGUACGAGGAGAAGCUCGACACCUUCAGGAAGCUUCUGCUCAUCCGGAGCUGGUGUCCGGACCGAACCACCGCUCAGGCGCGGCACUACAUCUCAGAGUCCUUGGGUCAACGUUACGCAGAAGGUUUGGUUCUGGACCUGGACGCCAUGUUAACGGAGAGCGACACCAGGACGCCGAUGGUGUGUCUGCUGUCGAUGGGCUCAGACCCGACGGAGAACAUCGAGAGACUGGCCAAGAGCAAGGGGGCGCCGUGCCGUCCCAUCUCCAUGGGGCAGGGCCAGGAGGUCCACGCUCGCAGGCUAUUGGCCAACAGCAUGACGGACGGUGGCUGGCUCCUCCUCCAGAACUGCCACCUGGGCCUGGACUUCCUGGACGAACUGCUGGAGACGGUCACCAUGGCAACACCGGAGAGCGUGCACAAAAGUUUCCGGGUGUGGCUGACGACCGACAUGCACCCCAGAUUCCCCAUCACCUUCCUUCAGUCCUCCAUCAAGUUCACCAAUGAACCUCCUCUUGGAGUGAAAGCCGGUCUGAAGAGGACUUUCAGUGGAGUCAGUCAGGACCAGCUGGAGAUCAGUAACCUGCCUCAGUGGAAACCUCUGCUGUACGCUGUGGCCUUCCUGCACACCACCGUCCAGGAGCGGCGUAAGUUCGGUCCUCUCGGCUGGAACAUCCCUUACGAGUUCAACCAGGCGGAUUUCACCUCCAGCAUGCAGUUUGUCCAGAACCACCUGGACGACCUGGACGCCAGGAGAGGAGUGAACUGGAGCUGCCUGCGCUACAUGCUGGGUGAGGUCCAGUAUGGCGGCCGAGUGACGGACGACCUGGACAAACGUCUGCUGAACACCUUCACUCGUGUCUGGUUCAGUGAGAACACCUUCAGUGACAAGUUCUGCUUCUAUAAGGGCUACAGCAUUCCCGCCAAGGCCAAGACGGUCCAGGACGUCCUGCAGCACGUGGAGGCCCUGCCGCUGGUCGACUCACCGGAGGUGUUUGGGCUCCACCCCAACGCUGACAUCACCUACCAGACCAACCUGGCCAAUGAGACGCUCAGCACCAUCAUCAACAUCCAACCGAAGGACAGCGGGGGUGGGGCCGGGGAGACCAGGGAGGCCAGCGUUCAGAGACUAGCCAACGAGAUGCUGGAGAAGCUUCCACCUGACUACAUGCCACAUGAGGUCAAAGGUCAACUGCAGAAGAUGGGUCCACUUCAGCCAAUGAACAUCUUCCUCCGACAGGAAGUGGACCGCAUGCAGCGAGUCAUCAGCAGCGUACGGAGCACGCUCACUGACCUCAAACUGGCCAUCGACGGCACCAUCAUCAUGUCGGAGGACCUGCGCGACGCUCUCGACUGCAUGUUUGAUGCUCGGAUCCCUCGCCUGUGGCUGCGCCUCAGCUGGCCGUCGGCCACGCUGGGCUUCUGGUUCAGCGAGCUGCUGGAGAGGAACCAGCAGCUCAGCGGCUGGAUCAGCACCGGCCGACCCAACCAGUUCUGGCUCACAGGGUUCUUCAACCCGCAGGGUUUUCUGACUGCCAUGCGUCAGGAGACAACACGCUCCAACCUGUCCAGGGGAUGGGCCUUGGAUACGGUCACCCUUAGCAACGAUGUUACCAAGAUGAUGAGGGAAGACGUGUUGGCCCCGCCCCCGGAAGAUGUGGGCGGGGUCUACAUCUAUGGCCUCUUUCUGGACGGGGCUGGAUGGGACCGACGUGGGGCCAAACUCACUGAAGCCUCGCCCAAGGUCCUCUUCACUCCCCUCCCUGUGGUCCACGUCUACGCCGUCAGCGCAGCCAACAUGGCUGACAGUAAACGUCAGCCCGGCGGCGGCGUGGUGGUCGGGCUGUACUCGUGUCCCGUCUAUAAGAAGCCGCGUCGCACCGACCUGAACUUCAUCUUCUCUCUGCAGCUCCGGAGCGUGCAGCCGGUGGAGCACUGGACGCUGCGCGGCGCCGCGCUGCUCUGCGACUGCAAGUGAUCCUCUGACUGUGAAUGACGACAUCAAACUUUAUUGUUCCGCUGCACAGACGACGAUGGUUGUGGCUCAGUAGCAUUUAAAGGACCAAAUACGAACCUUUAUAUUUCUUACAGUGUGAGUAUAUAAAUAGAAACUAGACCUGCUUUAUAAUCAAUCUAGAAUCACCUCCUCGUUGUUGUAUCCCUCCGCCACUCAGACUAGUUCCAGGUUAGAUCCCUGUUUAACCACAAUCAUGUAAAAUAUUAAACAUUUGUGUGACAUUUUGUCAGAA